GGGGUGGAAGCGCCGCCACCAUUAUCCGUCCCCGCUCCGAAAGUCGCUUCCCCGCCUCCCUGCCGGAGCCGGAGCCGGAGCCCGGGCGGCGGCGGGGCGCGGAGCGCCGGAGGAAGUGCGGGGUGAAAAAGAAAGAGAAACAGGCGGGCAGGGCUCGCCCGGCCGCGGCGGAGCGGCCAUCUCGGCUGGGAGCGGGGCCGCAUCCAUGGAGUUACCGGGCGGGUGCUCCUGAGGAGGGCCCGGGCGGCGCGGCCCCGGCAAUGACACCGGAUUGAGCCGCCGAGGGGGCUCUCCCGGCUGGGGACUGCGGGAGCAUCCCCCGCCCCCGCCUCCUCCCGCCCGUCACCCCAGAGACCGGCUCAACUCCGGGCGGACACUCUCCCGGCCAAGAUGGAAGAAAAACGACGCAAGUACUCCAUCAGCAGUGAUAACUCAGACACCACUGACAGUCACACCACAUCCACCUCCAGAUGCUCCAAAAUUCCGAAUACCAAAUCCCCCUGGUCACGGCAGAAGGAGAAGAAGCCCUCUGAGGUUUUCCGCACGGAUCUGAUAACAGCCAUGAAGAUCCCUGACUCCUUCCAGCUGAGCCCUGACGAGUACUACGUCCUGGCUGAUCCCUGGAGGCAGGAGUGGGAGAAGGGUGUCCAGGUGCCGGCAAGUGCCGAGGCCAUCCCUGAGCCUGUGGUCAGGAUCAUCCCCCAGCUGGAGAGCUCCCUUUCCCAGGUUUCACCGAGCAGCCUGCCUGGCUCUGAGAUCUCGGAAGCCACAAGGACUUACUUGCAAGGAAUGAGCCGCUAUGACCUGGACGAGCUCGAUGCCUGCUGGUUGGAGCUUGUUAACAUGGAGCUCAAGGAGAUGGAAAAGCCUGAGCUGGACGAGAUCACCCUGGAGCGAGUGCUGGAGGAGCUGGAGACCAUGUGCUACGAGAACAUGAACAUCGCCAUCGAGACCGAGGAGGGCCUGGGCAUCGAGUACGACGAGGACGUGGUGUGCGACGUGUGCCGCUCGCCCGAGGGGGAGGACGGCAACGAGAUGGUGUUUUGUGACAAGUGCAACGUCUGCGUGCACCAGGCGUGCUACGGCAUCCUGAAGGUCCCCAUCGGGAGCUGGCUGUGCCGGACCUGUGCCCUGGGAGUUCAGCCCAAGUGUCUGCUGUGCCCCAAGAGAGGGGGAGCGCUGAAGCCCACGCGGAGCGGGACGAAAUGGGUCCACGUUAGCUGUGCCUUAUGGAUUCCUGAAGUUAGCAUUGGAUGUCCUGAAAAAAUGGAACCCAUUACGAAGAUCUCACAUAUCCCAGCAAGCAGAUGGGCUUUGUCCUGCAGCCUCUGCAAGGAGUGCACUGGGACAUGCAUUCAGUGCUCCAUGCCCGCCUGCGUCACCGCGUUCCACGUCACCUGCGCCUUCGACCACAACCUGGACAUGCGGACCAUCCUGGCAGACAACGACGAGGUGAAGUUCAAGUCCUUCUGCCUCGAGCACAGCACCGGUGCCACCAAGCUGCCCGAGGAGGCACGGACAGAGCCCGACCAAGCCCAGCUGGACUUGGAGAAGGUGACGCUGCGGAAGCAGAAGCUCCAGCAGCUGGAGGAGGACUUCUACGAACUCGUGAAGCCCUCGGAGGUGGCGGAGAACCUCGACCUGAGCGAAUCGCUGGUGGAUUUUGUCUACCAGUACUGGAAGCUAAAGAGGAAAGCAAAUUCCAACAAACCGCUGCUGACACCAAAAACGGACGAAGUGGACAACUUGGCUCAGCAGGAGCAGGAUGUUCUCUACCGACGCCUAAAGCUCUUCAUGCACCUCAGGCAAGACCUGGAGAGGGUAAGAAAUCUCUGUUACAUGGUGACGAGACGGGAGAAAAUGAAACACACCAUUUGUAAACUGCAGGAGCAGAUCUUCCAUCUCCAGAUGAAGCUCAUUGAGAAGGAGCUUUACCCAGAACAAACUGGGAAGAGGACAAAGGGUAAGAAAAGUGACCCGAGAAGGAAAGGAAGAGAUGGUAGAAAAAAUAGCCCUGAGAAGACAGAGAAAAGGAAAUCAGUCAACGAAACUGUAUUGGGACAACUGGGCUUGUCAACCUCCUUCCCCAUCGACGGGACCUUCUUCAACAGCUGGCUGGCGCAGUCGGUGCAGAUCACCGCGGAGAACAUGGCCAUGAGCGAGUGGUCCCUCAACAACGCCCACCACGAGGACAGCACCCCCGGCCUCUCCGAGGAGCUCCUCCAGGACGAGGAGACCUUGCUGAGCUUCAUGAUGGACCAUUCCCUCAGGUCCCCGUUCAGGCAGAGCGAGGCCACAAAGAAAGUGAAAAGCAGAACGAGAACGAACACUAAGAAAAAGCUGCCGAGGAGCAGCCCCCCCGCCGUGGGCGGGGGCCACCCGGAGGGCUCGGAGCCCUGGACUAACAACGCCAGCAGCUUGUCGGAUGAUCCCGCCAAGCCCUUCGCUCUGGAUUCCAGGCCGAGCAAGUCGGAGAAAGGGGCGGCGAAGCUUCCCAGCGACCGCAGAGGGACGGGCGAGGCCAAAAGGGCGGCCAAGAAGGGCUCUCUCCAGAAAGCCAGCGAGCCUCACCCCCCUGCCGGGACACGGGGCUGCGUCAGCAGGGAGGACGAGGAGGAGGAGGAGGAGGAGGAGACGCCGCGCUGCGCUCAGCCCGAGCCCAGCCCCGCGGCCAAAGUGCCUGACUCCGUAGGUAGCCCCAAAACCAUCGUGCGGUUCAAAUUACCAAAGGAGAGCCGGGGGGCGCGGCGCUCGCAGCCCCCCAAGCCCGAGGGCGCCGGCGGAGCUCCCCUGCGUCGCUUCGACGCCGACACGGACGGCUACUUCUCCGACGCCGAGAUGAGCGACUCGGACGGGGAGCCCCGCGGCGGCCGGGCCCAGCGGGGCCAGCUGGACGCGGCCGGCGAGGACAUCGUCAGGAUGAGCAUCCUGGCGUCCUAACUCCUCCCGCCGCCGCGCCGGCCCCUCGAGGCCUCUUCAACCCAGUUCCAACUGCCAUGUCCCAUUUCUGCCCGGCGUCACGGCGAGGGGGGUUUUUAAUGUGUGUAUAUAGUUGGAAGUUCAGCACUGUUGUCCUUCUCUUCUCGAUACGCCUGAGAUACAGCUUCAGCUUCACCGCCAUCGAUGACUGUGACAGCAGUGGUCCCUCCCCGGCUCCCUGCCAGACCCCGCUCCCCAGGAACGCGAGCCGGCGCCCGGCGGGACCGAUGCCGAGGGUGCCCGGAGGGUGGAGGGUGCCGGUACCUGUGCUUUCUGCAGGGGAUGACAGUUCAAUUAACGGGCAUUAUUUAAUGAGGGGCGGGUUCCUGCCCGGGACGGUUGCCCUCAGAGCAGGGAGCGAGCAGAGGGUCCGGCAGUGACCAGCUGUGGGAGGGGAAAUUCCCGCCCGUGUGUGCGCGGAGACGAGGAAGCAAAAUAAGCGAUACUAAAAUAAUUAAUGACUAAAGCACAAAAAAGCUUGUUGGAGGAAAACGCUUGGGGUGGAGGAGAGCGAUGUUGCAUUUCUAGUUUUAGGAAAAAACACCCCUCGGUCUUUAUUUUUCCCCUCACCUUUCCAUCUGGUUGGGAUCCGUCCAGGGGCCAGGAUGCAAAAUUUCCCCCCUUGCCCUUGCUGAGGUCGUUAGGAAAACUGAAGUGAUUUACUCAGGUGAAUGGAUCAGCUGGCAGCAAGCUGGAAAAUGGAAGCGUGGGGCAGGGUGGAGGAGAAAAGCAUCCUUUAAAACCACCGUGGAGAGUCAGGGUUGGUGUCACCUGCGAAGUUGAGUGAUUUUUUUCUGCCUGUGGUCCCACCACACCAGGCCGGCACGUUUGCAGUCCCCUUUGCACACCAAAACGAUGGCCCCGAGGCCAAACGUGCCAUCACCGAGGGGAAAAGGCAACCCUUGGCAUCACCGUUGUGUUUUCCUACCAAACGCUACAGUGGAAAUGGUGAAUUUAUUCCUCUCCAUCCUUUGGGUUUGUUUUUUUUUUUUUUUUUUUAAUUCCUUAAAUCCUGGUUACAAGCUGUUGACUCGUUGUGGAGGGGUGAUUCACAGAAGCUGACAUUAUAAAUAUUACAAUAAUUUAAUGCAUAAAAUGUCCCCAAUAAGCCUUAAAUGUUGUUUAAAAGCCCAUGUUACCUAUAAGUCAGGCGAAUUUCCAUGUUUGCACUUAAUUGCACCAUUACUUCGGUUUUGGCUUCAAAGGUCACAGUUAAGUCAUGCUACGUGUUUUAUUGGAGUGACCCCAGUGUGAGCUCAGGGAACAAAAAAAAAAAAAAAAGGAAUUCACUGAAACUUUUGUUGUUGUUGUUUUUUAAAAAUAAAAAAUGUAAAAAAAAAAAACUAAAAAAAAAAAAAAUCACAAACAAAACCAACCCAAACCUGGGACACUUCUGCAACCGGUUAAACCCAUCACUAAACAAACAAACCUUGCAAUUGUCAAACCAAUCAGUCAAAGAAUUUUGUGGAUGCCAAAGAAAUAUUUUGACAGUCAAGCAGCACAGCCAGAAACCGGAAACUUGUCACUAUGAAAAAAAUAAAAAUUGGAAGUUAUUUUAGCAACCAAGGACUAAAGACACACUCAUACCACACUGCUGCGGCGUUAGGUUCCAAGCUUGCUCCGAGGGAUGCUGCUGCUCCGAGACCGCAUCCUGCCGUUUUGGUUUCUGAUGCUUUUUUGCUCAUUUCACUGUGAGCUUUCUUUUUGAAACUCUGAGACUCUUUUUCGAUCGGUGUUUUAGAGUAGAUCAUCUUUUAUCAGCCUUCCAAAGUCCUUAUGAUUGGUCAAACUGCAGCCCAGCUGAUCCCAGGCACGGCGAGCGGAGCGGCGCGGGGGCUCCGGGUGGGAUUGCCCAGCCCUGCCCACACCAAAACGCUCCCCCCGGCUGAGACUGACCGUGCCUGGGGAGGGAUCUUCCUCAGGUGGGAAAAAUGCGACACAAGUUAUUAGUGGGGGGAAAACAGGGGAAAAAAAAAUAAAAAAAGGAAAACAAACAAACAAACAAAAAAAAAACCACGGCAAAAAACCAACAAAACGGGAACCACCUUUGUUAUAAAUUAGCAUAAUCCACUGAGGUUGGAAAUGAAAAUCUGCUCAUUAAUUAAGGCUCAGUAUGUUCGGAUAAUGUUAAAUACAGUAAAUAGGACUUAGUUUAUCUUAUCAGGCUUGCUAGCUUUAGCUCCAGUAUCCUAGUAUAAGAGUCAUAACAAUAAUCAAUAUGCUGCCUUUUAAUGAAUCUUGCUUCCGUGUGCUUCACUCAAUUAUGGUUAAAAAAAAAAAGCAAUCCACAAAUUUCGCUGUACACAGCUCCAUUCAUCAGCUUC
Molecule: messenger RNA, 5303 nt
Organism: Empidonax traillii (willow flycatcher)
Lineage: Eukaryota; Metazoa; Chordata; Aves; Passeriformes; Tyrannidae
Gene: JADE2
Product: jade family PHD finger 2
Exons: 12
Coding region: 391-2940 (849 amino acids)
Biological process (GO): regulation of transcription by RNA polymerase II
Cellular component (GO): histone acetyltransferase complex
Source: RefSeq, a predicted model, not a curated record